AUGACGAAAAUAUACGAAGAGCAGCCUGCUGUCAAGACUAUUGAUGAGGAAGCUUCCUCAACAAGUGAUGAUAGCUCCAGCAUCUCAAGUGAUGAGAAUAAGGAGCGUGGAAAUUGGACAGGGCGACUGGAUUUUAUUUUGUCAUGUGUUGGAUUUGCUGUUGGUUUGGGCAAUAUCUGGCGUUUCCCUUACUUGUGCUACAAGAGUGGUGGAGGAGCCUUUCUCAUUCCCUACUGUUUAUUCCUUGUACUUUGUGGAUUACCUUUGGUCUUCAUGGAGACAGCAUAUGGCCAGUUUGCCAGUCUCAGUCCUGUGACUGUCUGGAGAAUCAGUCCCUUAUUCAAAGGUGUUGGGUAUGGAAUGGUAAUUAUAUCUGGUAUUGUAUGCAUCUAUUACAAUAUCAUCAUCACAUGGACCCUAUACUAUCUAUUCUAUUCAUUCCGUGCAAUCCUACCCUGGAGUCAUUGUGAAAAUGAUUGGAACACAAAACACUGUGUGGUGACAGUAAAAGAAAAUGAAACUGAAUCUGUAAAUAAUACUUAUCUUAACAACAUGACAUCCAAUACUUCAACAUUGAGCUUCAAUGCCACUAAUGUCACUCAAGCGGUUGCAACAGUUUUGAAUUCUGCUGACACUGAAACUGUUAACAAAACAUUUAAAAUGUCUCCCAGUGAAGAAUUUUGGCAGCGCAGAGUUCUUCAUAUUACUGAUGGCAUUGAUGAUUUAGGAGUUGUGCGUUGGGAGCUUCUCCUCUGCUUGAUGUUGGCAUGGAUUCUUGUGUUCCUAUGUCUGUGUAAAGGAGUCAAGUCUUCUGGUAAAGUUGUGUAUGUUACUGCAACUUUUCCAUAUUUAGUACUAACAAUUCUACUCAUUCGUGGAGUUACGUUACCAGGUGCUUGGAAUGGAAUCAAAUUUUAUCUGGUUCCAAAAUGGUCAAAACUCUUAGAAUUCCAGGUCUGGGGUGAUGCAGCCACACAAAUUUUCUACUCGGUGGGUAUGUCUUGGGGAGGGCUCAUUACCAUGGCAAGUUACAACAAGUUUCACAACAAUGUGUACAGGGAUGCAAUGUUGGUUCCUUUAAUUGGUUGUUGUACCAGUAUUUUUGCUGGAUUUGUCAUUUUCUCUGUCCUGGGUUUCAUGUCUUAUGAAACAGGAAUAUCAAUUGAAUCCGUUGUCACACAAGGCCCUGGUUUGACAUUUGUUGCUUACCCUGAAGCUGUUACAAAGUUGCCAGUCUCUCCCUUAUGGGCAAUUUUGUUCUUUUUAAUGUUGUUCACUGUUGGUUUAGAUAGCCAGUUUGGAAUGUUUGAAACCAUGACAAGUGCUUUCAUGGAUGAAUUUCCUGAAUUGCUUCGUAAAAAGAAAGUGCUCUUCACUGCAGUUGUCUGCUUUAUAGAGUUCCUGCUUGGCAUUCCUUUUAUCACACAAGGAGGUAUCUACUUGCUGCAGGUUGUGGAUUGGUACUGUUCAACUUUUUCUUUGAUGAUCCUGUCUCUGACUGAAUGUGUGGUGAUUGCUUGGAUUUAUGGUGCUGACCGUUUCUACAGUGACAUCACACUGAUGAUUGGUUAUACUCCAAGUAGCUGGUGGAAAAUCUCCUGGAGAUUCAUUACUCCACUUAUCACACUGUUUGUAUGGUUAUUCAGCAUCAGUAAACUGAGCCCUGUUACUUAUGGAGAUUAUCAAUACCCGACUUGGUCUAUCGUGUUUGGUUGGGUGCUUGGAAUGGUAUCAUUAGUACCUUUGCCAGCUGUAAUGAUAUCACAGAUUUUCCAGACUAAAGGAACUUUUAUUGAGAGAGUGAAAAAGUUGAUUCACCCUGAUCCUAAAUGGGGACCAGCCCUUCCACAAUACAGAGAUCAAUACAUUGCUUCUCUUAGUUUCAGUGACCGUCAACGUAUGCUACGUCACAUCAUGGAAAAUGAGAAAGAUGGACCUCAUGAUAUGUCUAUCAUUGGUGAACAUGCAAAGAUGCUUCAACUACAGUUAGAUUCUGUAUGUUGA
Acanthosepion pharaonis is the source of this 2004-nucleotide messenger RNA. The record is from the annotation of a GenBank genome assembly. Lineage: Eukaryota; Metazoa; Mollusca; Cephalopoda; Sepiida; Sepiidae.